AUGGCGACGCGAUGCUCCUGUUGCCGACCAAGGUGGCCGCACCGGCGCCACCAGCUCCAGCACCGACGGCUGCUACUAGAGGCAGAGCUUGAAAAUGGAGAAGAAAUUGCUGUGAAGGUCCUUUACAAUAACAUGCCAGAGAUUGAUGAUGUAAAAUUCCAACAUGAGUUCGAAAACCUUAUGAGGCUCGAGCAUCACAACAUUGUAAGGUUAGUUGCCUAUUGCUAUGAAACACAACAUCAACCUAUGCAGUAUAUGGGAAGAACAUUUUUUGCUGAAAGGACAUACAGAGCACUCUGCUUUGAGUAUAUGCAAAAUGGAAGCCUUGAAAAACACCUUUCUGAUGAAGGUGAUGGACUUGACUGGCAUACACGUUACAAAAUUAUCAAGGGGGUAUGGAAGGGUUUAAAGCACCUUCAUGAAGGAUUUGAUAAACCAAUUUACCAUUUAGACCUAAAGCCUGGUAAUAUAUUGUUAGACAAGAACAUGGUGCCAAAGCUUGCGGACUUUGGUUUGUCCAAGCUCUUCAGUGAUAAACAAACCAUGAUCACACAAACUCCUAUAGGAACAAUUGGAUACGUGCCGAUGGAAUUCUUACAUGGAAACAUAGUCUCAAACAAGUUUGACAUAUUCAGCUUGGGUGUCGUAAUGAUAAAAAUAAUUGCAGGCCAUGGAGGCCAUUCCAGAAGUGCCAAGAUGCCUCUUUGUGAGUUUUUUGAUUUGGUACAAGAAAAGUGGAGGGAGAGGAUGCUAGAAACAUGUCAAGCUUCGAGGCUACUGGAAGCAUACUGCAAACAAGUUAAUGUAUGCACUAAGAUUGCACUGAGUUGCAUGGAUAUUGAUAGACACAAAAGGCCAAAUAUAGCGGAUAUCAUCAAUCAAUUGAAUGACACCGAAGCUGCAAUUAACAUGGCGUUGUCAUUGAGCAUAAAAACAAGUAGGCCAUGA
Triticum turgidum subsp. durum (durum wheat) is the source of this 948-nucleotide messenger RNA. The record is from the annotation of a GenBank genome assembly. NCBI's taxonomy places the organism in Eukaryota, Viridiplantae, Streptophyta, Magnoliopsida, Poales, Poaceae.